Boeremia exigua is the source of this 1293-nucleotide messenger RNA. Its product is annotated as phytanoyl-CoA dioxygenase-like protein. The transcript has a single exon. The coding region runs from base 12 to 1238 and encodes 408 amino acids. NCBI's taxonomy places the organism in Eukaryota, Fungi, Ascomycota, Dothideomycetes, Pleosporales, Didymellaceae. The record is from RefSeq and is a predicted model, not a curated record. Gene Ontology annotation, molecular function: phytanoyl-CoA dioxygenase activity. Gene Ontology annotation, biological process: fatty acid alpha-oxidation.
CUCACAUCAUUAUGGCACCUGCAACAAACGGAACAACUGCGACAAACGGCGCUGCCCAAGGUCAGCCCGAAACAGCCCCAAUCGGUUCUCGGGUCUUUUCCACAGAAAAGCCGACUUCACUGAAUGACUUCAAAACUUUGACUACGGUAUCCCCUACAUUCCACUAUCCCCUGGCAAGUUGCAUCACCAAAAACGUUCCAGUAUAUGAUCUCGAGGCCUAUUCGUCCUACACCGCAGAUCAGCUGUCCGCUCUGCAAGAUGAAUGGUACCACAUCCUCCUGCAUGGACCGGGUGUUUUUGCUACGAAGCACAUCUACACCGACCUAUCUUUGAUCGACAGAGUCAAUGAGGUGUACUCAUCGAUCAUCAAAAAGGAGACGCAACAGUCUAGUAAGAAAGGCGACCAUUUUGCAACUUCUGGAUCCAAUUCGCGCAUCUGGAACUCGUUCUCCAAACACUGUCUCGCGGAUCCUAGAAGCUUUAUCGAGUAUUAUUCCAAUCCAUGGCUCCCACUCAUCUCCUCCACCUGGUUGGGACCACACCAUCGCCUCACAGCACAAGUCAAUAUCGUGCGUCCCGGUGGCACAGCACAAAUUAGUCAUCGAGACUACCACAUUGGUUUCCAGAGCGCAGAUUCUUGCGAGAAGUUCCCAAAGGCGUUACAGGUUGCCAGUCAAUUCCUGACUCUCCAGGGCGCAGUGGCACACAGUGACAUGCCACUCGAGUCAGGGCCCACGAGACUAUUGCCAUUCAGUCAAAAAUUUGAGGAGGGUUACAUGGCUUAUCGUAUCAAAGAGUUCCAAGAUUACUUCUUAGAGAAGUACGUCAGUGUGUCACUAGAGAAAGGCGACGGACUUUUCUUCAAUCCUGCACUCUUCCACGCCGCCGGUUCAAACACCUCGACUGACGUGCAUCGCUCUGCCAAUUUGUUGCAAAUCUCAAGUGCGUUCGGGAAACCGAUGGAAAUGAUCGAUAGCGUACCGUUGGUGAAAGAGACAUGGGAUACUUUGGCGGAGCAGCACAAGAAAAAUGGAACAAGCGAAGAAGUCAAAGCUUUCGUAGGAAAUGUUGCGGAGGGGUAUCCUUUCCCUACUAAUUUGGAUCGGAGGGUUCCAGAGACAGCCGGCAUGGCUCCAGAGAGUGAGCAAGACUUAUUGAUGAAGGGGCUAAGGGAAGGAUGGAGUAAAGACAGGGUGUUGGCUGAGUUAACAAAGAUGAGGGACGAUUCUAGAGCAUGAGUAGGGCAAACUCAUUUUGAACAAUUCAAUGCGUAGAAAUGUCUGUGUCACAGGG